AUGGCACCACAGAACAACCUGGGCAAGCGCGUCAAGGGUACCUCGGUACACCGGCCCUUCAUCUACGGGACCACAGCGAAACCGUUCGACGACGAAAAGAACCCCAAGCCGCCCGGCGUGCCCGACGACCACACGCACUCGUGGCAGGUCUUUGUCAAGGGCGUCGAGGACACCGAUGUGACCUACUGGCUGAAGCGGGUGCAGUUCAAGCUGCACGAGUCGAUUCCCAACCACAUACGAAUGGUCGACAGCGAACCCGGAAAGCCAUUCGUGGUCAACGAGACGGGGUGGGGCGAGUUCGAGAUCGCGAUAAAGCUCUACUACGUACCCGAGUCGGGCGAGAAGCCGCAGACACUGUACCACCACCUGCGCCUGCACCCGUACGGCCGGACCGACGCCGAAAAGGACGCCAUGCGCGCGUCGGGCGAGGUCACGGCCUGGACCUAUGAGGAGCAGAUCUUCAACGAGCCCUACGAGGUGUUUUACGACGUCCUGACGAGCGGCGCAUUGCCCACGCCAGCCCCCGCCAGCCGCGGAAAGGGCAAGGGCUCCGCUCCUGCUGCCGGCGGGGUGCGGACCGAGGGCGGGGUGCUGGAGAGGAGCGCCAUGAUCCCCCUGAGCAACAGGCCGGGGCAGCCUUUCAGCCGCGACACGGAGCAGCUCGAGGUAGAGAGGCUCAAGAAGGCUCAGGAGAAGGCCCAGGCGCUGAUGAGUACGCUGCAGACGCAGCUUAAGAAUAAGGAGGCUGCCUUGCAGAAGUUAAGGAAGCAGACUGCUUCCGCAAAGUGA
This is a messenger RNA of Pyricularia pennisetigena, 789 nucleotides long. RefSeq lists its product as uncharacterized. The coding region runs from base 1 to 789 and encodes 262 amino acids. The record is from RefSeq and is a predicted model, not a curated record. Gene Ontology annotation, biological process: regulation of DNA-templated transcription. NCBI's taxonomy places the organism in Eukaryota, Fungi, Ascomycota, Sordariomycetes, Magnaporthales, Pyriculariaceae. The transcript is spliced from 2 exons.